Drosophila albomicans is the source of this 5753-nucleotide messenger RNA. RefSeq names its product gamma-1-syntrophin (gene Syn2). The coding region runs from base 1042 to 2673 and encodes 543 amino acids. The record is from RefSeq and is a predicted model, not a curated record. Gene Ontology annotation, cellular component: intracellular anatomical structure; dystrophin-associated glycoprotein complex. Gene Ontology annotation, molecular function: structural molecule activity; protein binding. The transcript is spliced from 9 exons. Lineage: Eukaryota; Metazoa; Arthropoda; Insecta; Diptera; Drosophilidae.
CAGCCUUUCAAAACGUUGUGCGCCAGCGGCGGAAGCGGAUGAACGAUACAAAAUCCACCAAGUGGAUAUGUGAAGUGAAUGAAGCCAAAGAGAAAGAGAGCGAGCAAGGAGAACAGCCAAGGAAAACAGUGACAAAAACCAACAAAAAAAAUGUUAGCAUACUUAUUCGAGUUUGUGCUGGUGGUCAAACGUUAGUUAGUUUUUGUGUGUUUGCCUGCCUUUGGCAACGACAUCGAAAUUGCCAUUUAAUGAAUUCACAAUUGCAACAAUAACAUGCAAAAAUGUGACCCAAUUCCAAGUGCGAUUGUUGGGCGGAAAGGAAAAAUAUAACAACAAAAACAACAACUCGAUUAAGUCAAAUUGUAAAUGCAUUUGCAAUCUGAACCGAAUUUGCUGUGACAUGCGAUACAAGCAAUAAAAUCGACGGGAAAAAAAGUAGUUGCAAUAAUUAUAAACAAUUUGCAUAACGCUGUGUGAAACGUGAAGCGUUUUGACUUGUGAAUAGUGCGGCAAUUAAAUCGGAGCACAUAUACUAUAUAGAAAUAUAUGUAACACUUCAGUUGAGCAGCAGCCCCAAAAAAAGAAAUAAGAAAAAAGUUUUCCUUUAACUGUGCUGCUCUUUUUGUGAGACAGCAAACAGCACAGCUGAUUGUCAACGACGACGCGACGCAACGCAACGAGGGAGAGAGCGCGAGCUCAGCUCAUCGCUGCUCAGCUUUCAGCGAACAUGUUGGCUUGUUUAGUUUGAGCCACAGCCAGAGCCAGAGAGUCAGCAACUCCAGUACUCCGUAUAGGAAAGCGUAGCAUACCAUAACCACCCCCAAUCCGUAUUGCCUGCUGGCUAACGUAACGAGUUUCGAGACACGCACGCCAACAGCCAACAGCCAGAACAACUACAACAACAAGAACAACGACAGAGUUCACGUCCACAUCAACAUCCACAUCCACGUAAUAUAGCCAUAAUCAAAGGUAGCCGUAGCCGUAGCCGUAGCCCAGGUCAACAGCUCGGGGGUGCACGCACGUGUGUGUGUCUGUGAAAAUAUGAAGCUCUCAGACACCAUGGCGACGCCGAUUGAGGAAAAACUCGAUCAAAACUUGAAGGUGAGGUGCAAGAUUUGUAAUUUUUUUGGGGGGUUGUCAUUAAUCAACAUCUCUUUGAACAUUCACGAAUAUUCCAAUAUGCAACAGGUGCGAUCUGGCAUGGUACAUGUUAGCGAUGGCAAGAGCAGGCCAGAACCACUUAGACUUAACUUAACAAUGGAAUUGUUGACCUUGCAAAAGUUGGAAAUUGUUACGCCAACAAGCUCACAGCACAAUGGACCCCCGAUGGAAUCCAAGGAGCGUAUGGUGCAAAUAACGAGACAGAAGCAAGGCGGCCUUGGCCUCAGCAUAAAAGGUGGCGCUGAACAUAAAUUGCCCAUAUUAAUAUCGCGUAUCUACAAGGAUCAGGCGGCGGACAUCACCGGCCAACUGUUUGUGGGCGAUGCCAUCAUCAAGGUGAACGGUGAAUAUAUCACAGCCUGUCCACACGACGAUGCGGUCAACAUACUGCGCAAUGCCGGCGACAUUGUUGUCCUCACAGUGAAACAUUACCGCGCCGCAACGCCCUUCCUGCAGAAGCAACUAACAAAAGACACGCCCGACUCGGACAACGAUGUCACAUGUGCCGAGCUGAAGGCCGACGAGGGAUACAAGUCAUCCGUAAAUAGCGGCACCAUAAGUCGCAGCUGCAGUCGGCCAAUGUCAAUUUGCUCGGAGCCCGAGAAACGUUGGACUGAUGUGGUGGCUGUGCCGCUAAUGAUGGCCUAUGUCACACGUUACAUCUAUGGCACGGACAAGCUGCGUCCGAAUGCAUUCGAGGUGCGUGGUCUGAAUGGUGUCACCACCGGGGUCAUACACUGUGAUGAGCUGGCGAUACUUAGCCAGUGGUUAAAACUAAUUACCGACAAUGUUGUGGGCCUUACACAUCUGCAGAUGAAACUUUACAAUCGCAAUUUUGCCGUGGGCGAACGCAUUGAGUACAUGGGCUGGGUCAAUGAGGGAGUUAUCAACAACAAUAUAUCAUGGCAGAGCUAUAAGCCUCGAUUUCUGCUGCUCAAAGGCACCGAAGUGAUGCUAUUCGAAACGCCUCCACUGAAUGUGGCGGGUAUUAGCAAGGCUUUGGUGGUGUAUAAAGUUUAUCAAACAAUGUUUCGCAUUGUGAAGGAGUCGGAGACUGUGGAUAGCCGACAGCAUUGUUUUUUGUUGCAAAGUUCUGGACACGAGCCGCGUUAUUUGAGCGUGGAAACCCGCCAAGAGUUGCUGCGCAUCGAGAACAGUUGGAACGCCGCAAUUGUGACCAGCGUAAUCAAAUUGGGCCGCAAGACCUUUGCCGUUUCGCAUCAUGGCAAAAGCGGUGGCUUGACACUUGACUGGCAGGCGGGAUUCUCACUGACUGAGGGGGCCGACUCCGCUGUGGUCUGGCAGUAUAAGUUCUCACAGCUGCGCGGCUCCAGUGACGAUGGCAAAUCGAAAUUGAAGCUACAUUUCCAGGACAACGAGACGCGGGCAAUUGAGACAAAGGAAUUAGAGUGCCAGGUUCUGCAGAGUUUGCUAUUUUGUAUGCACGCGUUUCUCACCGCCAAAGUUGCUUCAGUGGAUCCGGCAUUUUUGAGCUCGAUACAGCAGACCUAAGCUAUCGAUAAUUAUCACCAUAGCGCUAUCGAUAAUCUGAAAAUCAAAAAUUUAUUAUAGUAAGCUUAAAGAAAACUAAACAAUUUGUAUUUUAAAAAUACAAUUGAGAUCAAUAUGUUUAAGAUACAAAUGUUUGCAAGUAAGCCAGUUAUAGAUACUAAGUAAUUGCAGUAAUAAUUAGUUGAAUUUGAGUUACAUUUGAUAUAUGAAAUUAUUACAAAUAUAAAACAAGAUGAACAAAAAGAAAACGUAGAACGAAUGAUAUACUUAAAGUGAAAUCUCUUGGUGCAACACAGUAAAUUUAAGCGUGCUCUAGGCUUCUUUCCUAUAUUCAAAAGUAAAAAUUAGUUAAAAACGUUGUAAUUGUAAACAAUUGAGUACGAGUACUUAAAUAUAUCUUAUAUACAUACAUAUAUAUAACGAACAAUUAACAAUUAGCUAUUAGCAAUUAUAUUAGUAAUAUUUAUACUUAUUGUCAAACUUGGGCUUUACACAAUUACUAAAAACAAAUAACGAAAGCUGCAAAACAUCAACUGAUUCAACUGAUUAAUCGAAUUGAGUGAAAACUCUAGUUAUUUUGGUCAACUAAAAACAUUAUAAAUGGAAAUGGAAACCAUGUGCAUUAUAGUGAAAAUUUAAUUUUCAAUUUUAAUGAAAAUGCAAAUGCAAAUGAAAAGGAAAAUGCUAUUGUUAUUAUUGUAUUAUUACUAGAUAUUUAUUCUACAAAACUUUGCGCUUUUUCAAUUCAAUUCAAUUCAACCGAAUUAAAUCAAUUAUUUACUCAUUUAGUUUUAGGCAUUGCUAUUCGAAGCGCAUACAAAACAAAAACGAAAAAGUUCAAAUUACAUUAAACAUUCUCUCAUUAAUUUAGACUAAUCAAGUUAAAUUUUAAACGACAAAUUUUAUUAUUGCACACACAUUGAAACAUUGAAAACAGCCACCGAAAUUCGCAUUCGCAAUUUACAUUCAUAUUUUAUUAGAUUUUACACCCACAUUAAAAGUCAGCCGAUAAUUUAAGUGAUUCUCCAUUGUAAAUAAACAAAACCAACCAACAAAAAAGUAACCAAAACAUGAACCCAAAAAAAAAACAGAAACAAAAACAAAAACAUGUCAUGCGUCAAUUCAAACGUGUCUUUCACACUCACACACUUAAACACACACACACACACCCAGAACAAUUUGUUGCUUGUAUUCAUAAGGCAUUAGUCAUUGGAAUAAAUGGUUGAUUUAUUGUACUCAACUUAACUCAGCACAAAAUGUACUAAGACAGCCAUUAAUGCUUGAAUAUUGUUAGAUGUAAUCACACAGAUUAGUACUAGUUAUAGCCACUAGUACAUAAUCAUAUAUAAUCGGACUUGUACUUGUAGUUGUAGUAAUUACAGGUACUUCCUUGCCAGCAGCAACAGUCAACGCAACUCAUCAACGCAAUCAUAUCAAUAAUAUCAAUUAUCAAGCCCACGUACUCACUUAUAGAUGUACAUACAUACUCAUAGAUACAUGCAUAUAUGUAUAUGUAUUUGAAUAUGAACAAGGACAAAGCUAAAUGUGACAGAAAAUUAAUGGAUUAAAUAUAUAUGUAGUAGCUAAUCGUAUACACAACAACAAGAUACACUAACUCGAUUUACUUUGGCUUGCCAGAGAUAAAAUGUCAUUGCAAUUAAUACUGAACUAUUAUAAUAUUAUAUCAAUAAUAAUCUAACAAUCCUUAUACGUUAACAAAUUGUCCGUUAAAUGAGCUUUAUCAAUCCUGCAAUGAUAUUUUGAAAAAAGACAUGCAUAAACACAAGCGAGAUAGUUGCAGAAGUAAAAGUUCGAAUUAAAAAUAAUCAUUAAUAAUUUAAUUUGUUUUAACCUCGUUCGUGAACUUCUGUGACUACCCUCGCUUGCUUAAUUUCAGACAAACAUACAUAUACACAUACAAUAUUGAAUAUUUAUGUAGACUGCAAAUUUACAAGAAUACAAAAACCAGCGAAUAAACCUUGCAAAAAACAAAAACGAAACUCUAAAGAAGCACCACAUAGCAACAAUGUAUAAAUACGAAAUAAAUAAAUAUUACGAGUAUAACAAAAGAAUAUAGAAAAAAUACCAACUACAUAUUUACAGAAUAUACUACAGUAUACCAACAGACAACAGACACAAAACAAACAAAGCUAUAUAUAUACUAAAUGAUAAAUAUACAUAUAUAAUAAUCCAAUAGAGCUCAUGAAACUAUUUAAAGGAUUUUACGAUGUAUUCAAGAAUUAAUUCUCAUAUACAGAUCAGAUACUGUAUUAAUAGAUUUUGAAAUACUUCAGAACGAUUUAAAGUUUCGUAUGCAAAAGUCACAGACUGCAGUUAAAUUAAGAAGAUCCAUAAACGAUCCUGUAGGCUUUUGUAUUUAACUUCUCAAUCAAGGCACCUUAACACAGACCAAAAUACGUAAAUGCACCACAAAUAUUACCAAAUAUAACCAAAGGCAGUAAUAAUAAUGCAAAAUACUAUUUUUAAAUAAACAAUACAAAGUUAAGCCCCCUUGCAGAUUAUGUCCAAAUAAUUCUCUAAUAUUCACUAUUCUAUUCUCAAAUUUUAUUAAAACAUCUCUCUACAUUCUUCUUCAAUGAUAUCUGCAGGGGUUUGCAGCCCAAACCUUACACCAAAUACCAAAGUUUAACUGUGCAUACCCUAUAACUAAGUACAUAGAAUUUAUUGUAAUGUGUGUGUAUAUCAUAUAAGACAGAACAGCAAAUCAAACAUAAUGCUGAUCUAUUCAUUGCUUGUAUACCACUUAAAAUAACAAAAAGAAAGAUCAAGCUAUCGGCUUUAUAUCUAUCAAAGUAUCUUUAGCUGCGCAUUGUUAACGCAAUUAAUGUAACAAUAAAACAAGGAAUCAAACACAUCCGAUUCAUGUGCAUCUAACAUACGAUAAGCUUUAAGAAUGUACACUCCUAUGUUACAUAAAUGUCACACCAUCACUUUACCUAAGUUAAUACUUACGAUUCUUUUGCAGUUUUAUAAUUACCCGAAAAUUAUUAUAUUAAUGAAUGUAUUCGUUUCGAUAAUUGCGAAAAUCAAUAACCAAUAUUAUGAAUAAAACAAAUAAU